Messenger RNA from Budorcas taxicolor (takin), 1533 nucleotides. It is a transcript of the gene PRICKLE4, whose product is annotated as prickle planar cell polarity protein 4. The transcript is spliced from 5 exons. NCBI's taxonomy places the organism in Eukaryota, Metazoa, Chordata, Mammalia, Artiodactyla, Bovidae. The record is from RefSeq and is a predicted model, not a curated record. Bases 1 to 1098 code for a protein of 365 amino acids.
AUGGGAGGCCUCUUGCUGUUGUUUUCUGUGCAGACUUUACCACCAAUAUCACUGCUGAAUUCUGGCUGGCCCCAUCAAGCAAAGAGGCUGGCCUCUCCAGAGCUGAAUCCACCAGUCAACUCAGACAGCGACCUAGACCUCAUGCCCAAGGAGGACCCUGAGGAGACCUCUGCUCAGGAGCGCUACUGCCUGGCCCUUGGGGAGGAGGAGCUGGCUGAGCUGCGGCUCUUCUGUGCCCAACGGAGGCGGGAGGCCCUGGGACAGGGGGUGGCCCGCCUGGUACCUCUCAAACUUGAAGAAUGCACCUGUGAAAAUUGCAGGGAGCCGCUGAGGCCAGGGGAGUACGGAGUGUUCACAGCUCGGGCAGGAGAGCGGCGCUGCUGGCACCGGGCUUGCUUUGCCUGCCAGGCCUGUGGCCAGGCCCUGAUCAACCUCAUCUACUUCUACCACGAUGGGCGUCUUUACUGUGGCCGUCAUCAUGCAGAGCUGUUGCGGCCGCGCUGCCCGGCUUGUGACCAGCUGAUUUUCUCCCAGCGCUGCACCGAGGCCGAGGGACAGCGCUGGCACGAAAAUCACUUCUGCUGCCAGGACUGCGCCGGGCCCUUGGGCGGGGGACGUUAUGCCCUGCCGGGGGGCGGCCCCUGCUGCCCCAGCUGCUUUGAGCGUCGCUAUUCGGAUGCGGGUUCGAGUCCGGCCCCGACACUGGAAAGCAGGGCGUCCCCGGGAGAGGAGGGGCUCUGCAGAGUUGGAGACCGGGACUGCGCCCAGCCGAAUGCUGCGACCAUCUCCCGGGCAACCCUUCUCGCCACUGCCGUCAGCUCUAGUCUGGAAACCCGGAGCGGGAUUCUUGGAUCCAGCGCAGAGCAGGAGUAUCGAACUGGAGACCAGACGGAGGCACGCCAAGGGCAAGCGCAGGGCCGCCUAGAGACGCCCCUUGAUCCCAAGGAGGACGCUCCCUGCCCCACCUGCUCCUCUUCCUCUGAAUCGGAACCCGAAGGCUUUUUCUUAGGCCAUCGCCUUCCCCGGCCCUGGGAGACCCCGGCCCCUCUCCGAACUGGGGACAGAGACACCUCCAGGAGGCACUGUACCAUUUGCUAGUGGCGCAGCCUGGAGAAAGGGGAAUAGGGGGGUUGUGAUAUGUAAGGCGAGAGAGCGAGGCUCUCUUACCCCUCUAAGUCCUAGACUGAAUGCCAUCAGGACCACGUCUGGGGAGGGGCGGCGAGAUGACAGGUUUGACUGCCUCCUUUCAGCCCGCGCACUUUAUGACUUCAUGGAGACUUGGAGAAGCCCAUUCCUCAAAGCUACGCAUCCCCUGCUGAGUGCCCCUGCCCCACCCCCACAGGCCGAGCGGCCCCAUCCCCAGCGUCCUCCUCCCGAACCAAUGAAGCUGGACUGUGAGCCGGUGCGCCGGCCGAAGGCCAGGACGGAGCUGGAGGUGGAACCCGACCAGGGAGACUGGAGCGCGGCGGCGCUCCACCCCUGGCCGAGGUGGCGGACGCGCACCCGGGAAGUUCUGCAGGCGCCUGUCGAUGU